Molecule: messenger RNA, 2861 nt
Organism: Etheostoma cragini (Arkansas darter)
Lineage: Eukaryota; Metazoa; Chordata; Actinopteri; Perciformes; Percidae
Product: leucine-rich repeat and immunoglobulin-like domain-containing nogo receptor-interacting protein 1
Exons: 2
Coding region: 362-2191 (609 amino acids)
Molecular function (GO): protein binding
Source: RefSeq, a predicted model, not a curated record
GCUCCCAUCCGUCCGGAGCCAGGUUAUUGUUGCCAUGAGGACAGCGAAGCAACAGGGAAACUGAGCUGCAGCAAGGCGCUUGAAUAUAUUCAAGUAUGGGAGGAUGAAGCUAUCUUGUUAUAUGUCUGUCUUUUUCUCUCAGAUUGCAGGUUUCCUUUGGAUGUAUUUCUGAGCAACAGAGGUGGACCUGACAGACCAAAAACAAUUUACCCUACUCUUUGAAUUCUCCUCCCUUGUGUCAACAAUUUAAUCAGAAACAAAACUUGCAAACACGCUUUUUUUAUUUAUUUUUUUUUAAACCACAAAAAUGGAGCUAUCACAAUGACGAGCCCUCCAGGCUGAGGAGAAGACAGGCCAACAGAUGUUUGAAGGGAUUGCUGUCCACCAAUGGCUGUGCUGGGGAACUCUCUACCUCUUGGCAGCGGGGGUGGCAUUAUCAUCUGAAACACGCUGGCUGUGUCCAAAGUCCUGCCGCUGCGACGCCGUGCUGCUGGAGGUGAACUGCUCUGAUGGCCAAAUUACCACAGUGCCCAACGGUCUCCCACAAAACCCUAAACUGCUAAACCUAACACAUAAUAAGAUUAAGACGCUGGUGCACCAACAGUUCCAGACUUUUACACAACUUUUUGAGUUGGAUUUGAGUGACAAUAUUAUGGUAAUAAUUGAAGUGGAAGCCUUUCUCGGCUUGCAAAGUCUAAUAACCCUGCGUCUUGCCCGCAACCGCUUGAAGAUUAUAUCUGUCGGAGUGUUUGCUGGUUUGCCAAAACUGAAGUUACUGGACAUAAGCAGCAAUGAGAUCCUUGUUUUUCUAGAUUUUACUUUCCGUGACUUAACUGCCCUGCAGUUUAUUGAAGCAGUAGAUAAUGACUUAGUUUUUAUUUCUCAUCAAGCUUUUACUGGGUUAACCAGUCUGCAAGAGCUGCGCCUUGAUGGCUGCAACCUCACUGCUGUGCCAACAGAGGCACUGACACAGCUUGGGAGCCUGAAACGUCUUCAUUUUUACCGAAUGGGCGUCACCAUGCUGCCAAACUACUCUUUUCGUCACCUAGAGCGUCUGAAGGAACUUCUCAUUAGUCAUUGCAACUGGCUGGAGAACCUGUCAGGAAACAGUCUCUUUGGCCUAAAUCUUACAUCCCUUACCAUUAGACACUGUAACCUAAGUGUUGUCCCCUAUAUCUCUUUGCAUCAUCUUGUAUAUCUUGUAUACCUUGACCUUUCUUUUAACCCAAUCACCUACAUUCAUGAAAACCUGUUUGGAGACUUGCUCCGGCUCCAAGAGCUCCAUCUGGUGGGAGGAUCAUUGCUACGUAUCGAAAUCGGAGCAUUCAAGGGUUUGUCACAUUUCAAAUUGCUGAAUGUAUCUAGAAACUAUCUCACCACCCUUGAGGUAGGAGUUUUCCAUUCGGUGGAUGCCCUAAGAACUCUGGGACUUGAUAACAACCCACUAGCAUGCGACUGCCGUCUGCUGUGGGUGGUGCAGAGACGACCAUAUCUGGACUUCAAUGGAAAUCCACCAACUUGCACCACCUCCGUCCAGUUGCAGGGAUGGUAUUUUCUAGACUUUACUGAAGCUGAGGUCCCAGGCCUGCUCACUUGUCGGCAGCCUAGUAUUCUAAACCCUAAAACUCAAGGAGUGAGAGUAGAUCAAGGACACACGGUUGUGUUUUAUUGCAAUACAGAAGGUGACCCUCCGCCAUCUGUCACCUGGAUAAGUCCUCAGCUUAAACCUCUGUCACCUAUUGGCAGAAUACGCACUCUCUCUAAUGGCUCACUGGAGGUUCGCUAUGCUCAACCUCAAGACAGUGGUACUUAUCUCUGUGUGGCAUCUAAUGCGGCAGGAAAUGAUAGCCUGCUCGUCAGCCUUAAUGUCCGAGCCUUUUCAUCAUCUUCUAAAAAACCCUUUCAUCUUAAUGGUUGGUUUGCUUUUCCAUCUGCUUCUCCAGGUGUGAAUGGAAAUCAGAGUAUUCCAUUAGAUUUCAAGACGUUACUGGUAGCUGCAACCAUUGGAUUGAUUUCCUUUUUCAGCUCUGUGAGCGUUUGUUUCAUCUUCAUGUUUUUCUGGAGUAAGAGUAAAGGGCAAAUAAAGCACACAGCCACAAUAGCAUACGUGCCACGAAGCGCUGUGUCAAUUAGUAAUGGAGGGAAAGGCAACUAUAUAGAGACAAGCAGGUUCACCAUGAAACUAAUAUGAGUCAAAAAGUAAAAAUCCUGUUUUCACUUGCUUUGACCUAGUACAUUCAAAUAUAAAAUUGUGUUUUAAUUUCCAUUUCUAGAGAUAAUUAAUAUAAUUUUAAGGCAUGUAAACUUGUUUCCAGCAGAGGCUGACUGUUGAUUAAUUCAUAAAAACUAAAGCAUGUUAGCCUUUGUUGUGCAAUAGUUUAAAAAAAAGACAAGACACAUUGGAAAUUGUAAGUAGCCUAUAAGACCUUCUGGACAUUGAUACAAUUUAGGAACAGACAGUAUAACCUAGAUGUUGACAUCAUUAUGGCUUUGUUUACUUUUAUAGUGUCUCUUUUAUGAAAAUGAAGCUUCACUAUAGCAAAGCCUGAAAGUAAAACAACCAAAGUAAGCAAUAUUUAAUGAGCAUAAUGCAUGUACUAUGUAGAGAUGUAAAUUAUUCAGUUGAUUGUGUGUUGCCUUUGUUGAUGUUAAUAUAUAAACAAUUUCAGAACUUGUUUGUUUUGUCUAUUUGGUUUCUAAAGACCAGAUGAUAUGAUAGACUUUUUAAAUGAAAUAAGUAUGAUGGACCUCAGAUGGUAGCCGUAAGAUAAAAUGUAGUAUAGCAAUGUUAACCUUAUCUCUAUGUUAAUGUACACAUGACUUGCAUUUAUGUAGCAUGUCAUUUCUACUAUUUUAUUUUU